GUGAAGUUUAUUAAUGUUUGGGUCUUCCAGCUGAAACGUUGUGGGGUCGUUGAUUGGGGGGCUUCAGGUGGGCCUAUCACCGACCUGAGAAAAUACCUUAAAUUCACACCUUGAAUCCACUCCUCCUUGUCCUCCUCCUCCUCUUCCUCCUGUUGGUGGAGCGGCCCCUUAAAUCCGUCACUCCGCUUCACCGUAAGGAUGACAGUGGCCUGCCGCCAAGCCGAAGCAUCAGUGUCAUCGAUUCCAACAUGCGUUUCAGCCACGACCUCGCUCACCUCCAGCCCCGCGCAAACAUGUUCGAAAGCGAGGAGCCAGGGGCCGCCGAGCGGGAACAGAUGAGCGACUUGCGCUCGCCGGGUUCAAGGCCCUCCAGCCCCAUGUCUGUGAACUCGGACUCCAGCUGCAACAGUCCCGAACCCAAGUCUGCCUCGACGCAGAGGGUCAGGAGACCCCUGAACGCGUUCAUCAUUUGGACCAAAGAGGAGCGCAGGAGGCUGGCGCAGCUCAACCCAGACCUAGAGAACACGGACCUGAGCAAAAUCCUUGGAAAAACCUGGAAGGCCAUGUCCUUGGCAGAGAAGCGUCCAUACAUGCAGGAGGCUGAACGACUUCGGGUGCAGCACACCAUUGACUACCCCAACUACAAAUACAGGCCUCGUCGGAGGAAGCAGCUGAAGAAGGGCGCCAAAGCUCAAACAUCAGAAGCUUCUUCAGGCUUCGGCAUUCCCUACAACCUCACCUACCUGCUCCAGAACCAGCAGCAAAAUGCACCUUCCUUCUCUCACGUGCCCAUGCAUGGCGCCUAUACAGACCCCACACAUUUCCCAAGAUCAGCAUCAGAAACAGAGGCUUUCUGUAACAUCCCUGCCAUGCACUCAACCCCGCCUAUCCUGAGGACAGAGCAUCAGAUGUACUUUGGCUCCCAGCAAGAGCAGUUUGGUUUCCACAGCUCUGCAGGUCCUCGCGCUGAGCAGGGGGAGUCCCAAGUCUGUGGGCUCUCACAGCACCCUGGGGGCCCCUCCCUGGAGCUUUACUUAGAGCAGGUUCAACUGGACAUGUUGUAUGAUCUGGACCGCAGCGAGUUUGAACAGUACUUGGGCCCAGCUCCUCACAAACCGGAGUCAGGAAGUCCCAGCAGCAACAAAGAAACAAAUUCAGUGUCAUAAAUCUCAUUAGCUUAGUGUAGUUUUUUUAUUAUUCCAUUAUGUCACCUCAUAACAUGUUGGGAAUUUUAUAUUUUUGUUUGUGAUAUUGAGUUGAGUGUGUUGUUUUUCUGUCAUAAUCAAUGAUAUCAAUAAAUAUUUCUAACUUAACAUCAGAUUCCCUUUUUUUUAAAUUGAUAAUCAAAACUCAGUUUUAGCAAAAUAUAUUGAAAAGAAAAUAUCCAAGUUAAUGCAGCAAAAUGAUACGACAG
Oryzias latipes (Japanese medaka) is the source of this 1414-nucleotide messenger RNA. RefSeq names its product SRY-box transcription factor 32 (gene sox32). Gene Ontology annotation, molecular function: DNA-binding transcription activator activity, RNA polymerase II-specific; RNA polymerase II cis-regulatory region sequence-specific DNA binding. The record is from RefSeq and is a predicted model, not a curated record. Gene Ontology annotation, cellular component: nucleus. Gene Ontology annotation, biological process: cell differentiation; positive regulation of transcription by RNA polymerase II. Lineage: Eukaryota; Metazoa; Chordata; Actinopteri; Beloniformes; Adrianichthyidae.